Messenger RNA from Callithrix jacchus (white-tufted-ear marmoset), 3594 nucleotides. It is a transcript of the gene LRRC8D, whose product is annotated as leucine rich repeat containing 8 VRAC subunit D. Gene Ontology annotation, cellular component: cytoplasm. The record is from RefSeq and is a predicted model, not a curated record. NCBI's taxonomy places the organism in Eukaryota, Metazoa, Chordata, Mammalia, Primates, Cebidae. Gene Ontology annotation, molecular function: protein binding.
CGGGAGCAGGGUCCAGGGCGCAGCGCGCCUUCGCCGCCCCGGCGCGUCCGGGUGCAGCCGCCGCCCGCCGCGGGUGAUGCCGCCACCUCCGGCCUCAGCAUAAGCCGUGGCUCGGCGGCCGAGCUGCCUCGCAAGGUGUUCUGUUUCUUGGCCUGCAUCAGGAGGCUCAUAGCAGCAUGCUACUGCCAGGAAGUGCACGGCUGUCGAUAACGUGCUGCCGGGUCCCAGGAUGGAGGAGUGAAGUCCCCGUCGCCGCGGUUCCAGCCUCCGGAGCUCGCCCAAGCCGAGUCCCCAGAGAGCGCCCUGAGGGAACAGGGUGGCCGCCUGGUCCAGGAAUGUUUACCCUUGCGGAAGUUGCGUCACUUAAUGACAUUCAGCCAACUUACCGAAUCCUGAAACCAUGGUGGGAUGUGUUUAUGGAUUACCUGGCUGUUGUUAUGUUGAUGGUAGCCAUCUUUGCAGGAACCAUGCAACUUACCAAAGAUCAGGUGGUCUGUUUGCCAGUUUUGCCAUCUCCUGUAAAUUCAAAGGCACAUACACCACCAGGAAAUGCCGAUGUCACCACCAACAUCCCGAAGACGGACGCAGCCACCAACCAAGACCAAGAUGGACGGGCGACAAAUGACAUUUCCUUUGGGACAUCUGCUGUGACACCUGACAUACCUCUCAGAGCCACAUAUCCUCGCACAGAUUUCACAGUUCAAAAUCAGGAGGCAAAGAAAGAGAAGAAAGAUCCAACAGGCCGAAAAACAAACUUGGAUUUUCAGCAAUAUGUAUUUAUUAAUCAGAUGUGUUACCAUCUGGCCCUUCCGUGGUAUUCUAAGUACUUUCCAUACCUUGCUCUUAUACAUACUAUUAUUCUCAUGGUCAGUAGCAACUUUUGGUUCAAAUAUCCCAAAACAUGCUCAAAAGUAGAACAUUUUGUUUCAAUAUUAGGAAAGUGCUUUGAAUCCCCUUGGACUACAAAAGCGUUGUCUGAGACAGCAUGCGAAGACUCAGAGGAAAACAAGCAGAGAAUAACAGGUGCCCAGACUCUACCAAAGCAUGUGUCUACCAGCAGUGAUGAAGGGAGCCCCAGUGCCAGUACACCAAUGAUCAAUAAAACUGGCUUUAAAUUUUCAGCUGAGAAGCCUGUGAUUGAGGUUCCCAGCAUGACCAUCCUGGAUAAAAAAGAUGGAGAGCAGGCGAAAGCCCUGUUUGAGAAAGUGAGGAAGUUCCGUGCCCAUGUGGAAGAUAGUGACUUGAUCUAUAAACUCUAUGUGGUCCAAACAGUUAUCAAAACAGCCAAGUUCAUUUUUAUUCUCUGCUACACAGCGAACUUUGUCAACGCAAUCAGCUUUGAACACGUGUGCAAGCCCAAAGUUGAGCAUCUGACUGGUUACGAGGUAUUUGAGUGCACCCACAAUAUGGCUUACAUGUUGAAAAAGCUUCUCAUCAGUUACAUAUCCAUUAUUUGUGUUUAUGGCUUUAUCUGCCUCUACACUCUCUUCUGGUUAUUCAGGAUACCUUUGAAGGAAUAUUCUUUUGAAAAGGUCAGAGAAGAGAGCAGUUUUAGUGACAUUCCAGAUGUCAAAAAUGAUUUUGCAUUUCUUCUCCACAUGGUAGACCAAUAUGACCAGCUGUAUUCCAAGCGAUUUGGUGUGUUCUUGUCAGAAGUUAGUGAAAAUAAACUUAGGGAAAUUAGUUUGAACCACGAGUGGACAUUUGAAAAACUCAGGCAGCACAUAUCACGCAAUGCCCAGGACAAGCAGGAGUUACAUCUGUUCAUGCUGUCGGGGGUGCCCGAUGCUGUCUUUGACCUCACAGACCUGGAUGUGCUAAAGCUGGAACUGAUUCCAGAAGCUAAAAUUCCUGCUAAGAUUUCUCAAAUGACUAACCUCCAAGAGCUCCACCUCUGCCACUGCCCUGCAAAAGUUGAACAGACUGCUUUUAGCUUUCUUCGCGAUCACUUGAGAUGCCUUCAUGUGAAGUUCACCGAUGUGGCUGAAAUUCCUGCCUGGGUUUAUUUGCUCAAAAACCUUCGAGAGUUGUACUUAAUAGGCAAUUUGAACUCUGAAAACAAUAAGAUGAUAGGACUUGAAUCUCUCCGAGAGUUGCGACACCUUAAGAUUCUCCACGUGAAGAGCAAUUUGACCAAAGUUCCCUCCAACAUUACAGAUGUGGCUCCACAUCUUACAAAGUUAGUCAUUCAUAAUGACGGCACUAAACUCUUGGUACUGAACAGCCUUAAGAAAAUGAUGAAUGUCGCCGAGCUGGAACUCCAGAACUGUGAACUAGAGAGAAUUCCACAUGCUAUUUUCAGCCUCUCUAAUUUACAGGAACUGGAUUUAAAGUCAAAUAACAUUCGCACAAUUGAGGAAAUCAUCAGUUUCCAGCACUUAAAACGACUCACUUGUUUAAAAUUAUGGCAUAAUAAAAUUGUUACUAUUCCUCCCUCCAUUACCCAUGUCAAAAACUUGGAGUCACUUUAUUUCUCUAACAACAAGCUCGAAUCCUUACCAGUGGCAGUAUUUAGUUUACAGAAACUCAGAUGCUUAGAUGUAAGCUAUAACAACAUUUCAAUGAUUCCAAUAGAAAUAGGAUUGCUUCAGAACCUGCAGCAUUUGCAUAUCACUGGUAACAAAGUGGACAUUCUGCCAAAACAAUUGUUUAAAUGCAUAAAGUUGAGGACUUUGAAUCUGGGACAAAACUGCAUCACCUCCCUCCCUGAGAAAGUUGGUCAGCUCUCUCAGCUCACUCAGCUGGAGCUGAAGGGGAACUGCUUGGACCGCCUGCCAGCCCAGCUGGGCCAGUGUCGGAUGCUCAAGAAAAGUGGGCUUGUUGUGGAAGAUCACCUUUUUGACACCCUGCCACUCGAAGUCAAAGAGGCAUUGAAUCAAGACAUAAAUAUUCCCUUUGCAAAUGGGAUUUAAACUAAGAUAAUACGUGCACAGCGAUGUGCAGGAACAAAUUCCUAGAUUGCAAGUGCUCAUGUACAAGUUCUUACAAGAUAAUGCAUUUUAGGAGUAGAUACAUCUUUUAAAAUAAAACACAGAGAGGAUGCAUAGACGGCUGAUAGAAGACAUAACUGAAUGUUCAAUGUUUGUAGGGUUUUAAGUCAUUCAUUUCCAAAUCUGUUUUCUUUAUUUUUUCUUUUGGGGAAAGGGAAGGAAAAAUUAUAAUCACUAAUCUUGGUUCUUUUUAAAUUGUUUGUAACUUGGAUGCUGCCGCUACUGAAUGUUUACAAAUUGCUUGCCUGCUAAAGUAAAUGAUUAAAUUGACAUUUUCUUACUAUAUUACCUUUUUUGAGGGGUCUUAAUUUACUUUGCUAAAUUGGUGCAAUAUUGCUUUAACUCAGAUCACUAAAGACAGACACAUCAAGUCCAAACUUGUAAAUUUAGAUUUACUAAAAUACUGAUUUAUUUCCUGUUUUAAUUUAAAGCGCCUCAAAUAAGCACUUCUCACAAUAGUUGACUGGUACUGCUGCUUCUGAGCAUCUCAUGUCAUAGAUUUUGUACUCUUACAGACUUGGAAUGCGGUAGAGGUAUGUGGAUUGUUAGAGGUUUUGUUUGUUUUUUAAGAAUAAGUAACAAUAAAAUAACAAAUUUCUUAAUA